AUGAGACAUGUCCUUCAGUGUAACAAUUUGAUUGUGACGUUUGUGGAUACGGGAAAAAUGUCUGACGAAGAGGAUUCCUCCCCCGAUUGGGCAUUGGCACCCACCAACAGUGUACCAGUUCUAGGUAUAAAGAGGCUUAAGCAGAUAGAGACGAUGUUCGUCUCCCGCCGCCUCCAAGGCCCGAGGACCCAGGGUCUGAGCGUGGAAACACUUCUGGAUAUGCUGUUGGUACUGUACGAUGAGUGCUGCAACAGUAGUUUGAGACGGGAGAAGGCAAUCGCUGACUUCAUACAAUAUGUGAAGCCGGUGGCAGUGGCACUGAAACGUCUACGGUUAUCAAGGGAUGACUUCGAGCUUGUUAAAGUGAUAGGACGGGGCGCCUUCGGGGAGGUUUGCGUCGUUCGAGCGUCUUUCAUGCAGGGAACUGACAGCGGGGCAAAUUCAACAGGAAGUGCUGUGUCAGCUACGGCAGGGGAUAGGGUGUACGCUAUGAAGAUAUUGAAUAAAUGGGAAAUGCUUAAGAGAGCGGACACGGCGUGUUUUCAAGAAGAGCGAGAUGUCCUCGUAUUUGGUGACAGGAGAUGGAUAACCAACUUGCACUAUGCCUUCCAAGAUGAACACAAUUUGUAUCUAGUGAUGGACUACUACUGCGGCGGUGAUCUCCUGACUCUCUUAUCCAAAUUUGAGGACCGAUUGCCCGAAGACAUGGCGCGCUUCUACCUCGCAGAGAUGGUGCUCGCUGUUCACAGCGUGCACGAGCUGCGAUACGUCCACCGUGAUAUAAAGCCAGACAACGUGCUUUUAGAUGCGAGUGGACACAUACGACUUGCGGACUUCGGGUCUUGUUUGCGGUUAGGAGAAGAUGGAAAAGUACAAAGUAAUGUAGCUGUCGGAACGCCGGAUUACAUUUCACCAGAAAUUUUAAGGGCAAUGGAAGACGGUCAAGGGCGUUACGGUCCGGAAUGUGAUUGGUGGUCGCUUGGUGUGUGCAUGUACGAGAUGCUGUUCGGCGAAACUCCGUUCUACGCGGAGUCGCUGGUGGAGACGUACGGCAAGAUCAUGAACCACGCACGCUGCUUCCACUGCCCUCCACCCGAUGAACACGCUGCUCAGGUAUCUGAAGAAGCGAAGGAUCUUAUACGAAGGCUGAUAUGUUCCUCUGAAACUAGAUUAGGAAGAAAUGGAUUACAAGAUUUCAAGAGUCACCCCUGGUUCGCUGGUUUGGAUUGGGACAGUGUGAGAGAAAUGCAGGCGCCCUUCGUUCCGGAUGUAUCCAGUCCAACGGACACGUCUAACUUCGAUGUCGAUGACACUGAUAUACGGCUGUCGGAGGCCGUGCCGCCCACUCGCGCGCACGCCGCCUUCUCGGGCCUGCACCUGCCCUUCGUGGGCUUCACCUUCACGGGCGGCUCGCGCCUCAGCGACCUGGGCGCGCCGGCGCCGCUCAGCCCGGCCAAGAACGCGCCCAACCAGGCUCCCUCAAAUGCAAGUGAUCGCGCGGCACUGAAAGCUCUAGAGAGAGAAAACGCUCUGCUCGCUCAAACUAUCGCAGAACUCCGAGCUGACAGACCUGACGGCGCAAGCGAUGAAGUAACACAACUCAAAGACGAAAUAUCAACACUAACUCAAAGGAACAGCGAGUUGGAAGCGCAAGUGAGGCGUAUCGAACAGUUAAAUACGUCGGUUCAGUCAGGAUCUCAGGAAAUAUCGACAUCACCGCAAGAACUAGCGACACGCGUCAAAGAGUUAGAACUUCUGAUAAAUGCGCUAAAUCUAGAAAAAGAAGAAUUGGUCAAGGAUAAGACUGAUACCGCCGAGAAGCUUCGGUUGCAGGACAAAGAGUUAAAGGACGCGGUCACUCAGAAAAAGCUCGCUAUGACGGAGUAUAACGAAGUGACGGAUAAACUAUCAGAGUUGAGGCAACAGAAACAGAAAUUAUCUCGGCAGGUUCGCGACAAAGAAGAAGAGCUAGAAGUGGCGAUGAGCAAGAUCGAUGCACUGCGGCAAGACAUCCGGCGAGCGGACAAGGCGCGUCGCGACCUUGAAGCACGUCUAGACACAGCACUAGCCGAGGCUACCAAGGAGCGCAAGUUGCGUGAAGAAAGUCUACGGCUACAGCGCGUAGAGGCUGGCGACACUGGCUCGGCCGCGGACGUGGCCAAAUUGCAGGCCGAUAUCGAGGCACUCGAGUCGCAGUACGCCGAGUCGCUGUCUCAAGCGCAGGCGCGGUACGCGGCCGAGCUCGGCGCGCUGCGGGACCAGCUGCACGACGCGGACGCGCGGGGCGCGAGGCUGUCGCGCGAGUUGCAAACAUCAAAGGAUAAGUUAGAAAACCGUCGAUUAGAACAAUUGAACGACAGCGAGGAUAAACAGAUGCUCAUCAAUGAAAAUAGAAAACUUGCUAAGGAUCUUGACGCGAUGGCAGAAAAUGGCAGAAGAUGGCAAACGGAGAGGCGACAACUCGAAAUGGAGUUGGACGAGUUACGAGCGAAGCGCGACUCCAUGCAACACUGGGAGACACAGAUUGCGGAUAUAAUUCGGUGGGUCGCAGACGAGAAGGAAGCGCGCGGAUAUUUACAAGCACUCGCCACUAAAAUGACUGAGGAAUUGGACUAUCUCAAACACGCGAGUACAGGCCGCGGCGCGCCCUCGUCUCCCCCAGCGAGCGGUGGUCCAGCGGGCGCGGGAGGCUGGAGGAACCGGCGCUCGCAGAAACUGGACAAGAUGGAGAUCCUCACACUGCAGUCGUCGCUGCACUCCGAGAUCCAGGCCAAGCAGGCGGUCGCCGAGGAGCUGAGCCGCACGCGCGCCGAGCUGCUGGCCAGCCAGAGGGAAUUAAACGAGACCCGGCAGCGCCUCGACACUCUCGCUCACGAUAUGAAGCGUAAAGAACAGCACAUACGCGACAUCCAGGCCAAGCUUGAUCAGCCACAUCAGCCCUCCAACUCCUCGAGGCAAGGAUCGGCCAAGUCAUCCAGCUACUGGAGCGGCAAAGAAGAGAAUGUCUUAGAUCGUCCGCCGUCACAAAUGAGCUACUUGGAACAGUUCUUGAAAGAGGCGCCCACGGAGAGGCAUUACGAUAAUGUCGCCUCCAUGAAUAAUGAACAGAAGAUGUCGCCGCAAUACCGUUACAGAAAUGCCCAGUAUUAUUGCAAUGCAAAGCUCAUGUACGGAUCCCAGCAGUCGACGGCGAUGAGUGGUUCCGCCGAGUCUCAAGACGAGAUGGAGCAAAGAGCGGCUUCCCCAAUCUCCUGUAAGAGUUCGCCCAGUGAGAUGUCCACCUAUUCACUACAAGACCCGACGCUCGGUCCGGCAGUGCCCGGCAAGCAGAAGGUUCACCAGUUCCUUGUACGAACUUUCAGCAGUCCAACAAAAUGUAAUCACUGUACUUCUUUGAUGAUCGGGCUGACGCGGCAGGGCGUGGUGUGCGAGACGUGCGGGCUGGCCGUUCACACGCGCUGCUGCGGCCGCGUGGCGCCGCGCUGCCCGCUGCCGCCCGAGCGCUCGCGCCGCCCGCUCGGCAUCGACCCGGCGCGCGGCCAGGGCACGGCCUACGAGGGCUACGUCAAGGUACCGAAACCAGGCGGCGUGAAGAAAGGUUGGAUGCGGCAGUUCGUUGUUGUGUGCGAUUUCAAGUUGUUCCUAUACGAUAUAUCUCAAGAUAGAAACGCGUUACCAUCGGUAUGUGUAAGUCAAGUGCUAGACAUGCGGGACCCCGAGUUCAGCGUGACGUCAGUGAAAGACUCUGACGUCAUACACGCGAGCAAGCGCGACAUACCUUGUAUAUUUAGGAUAUCAACGUCACAACUCGAAGGUGGUAAAAGGUACCACACGUUAAUGUUAGCGGAAUCCGAGUCAGAGAAAACGAAAUGGGUGGUCGCAUUGAGUGAACUACAUAGGAUAUUAAAAAGGAACAACCUACCAGAUAAAUAUGUGUACUCUGCGGCGUGCGUGGCGGAGGCGGCGGGCGCGGGUGCGGGCGCGGCGUGCGUGCGCGGGGCCACGUGCGCGGCCGUGCUGGAGGGCGCGCGCGUGUGCGUGGGCGGGGACUUCGGGCUCGCCCUGCUGGACCUGGAGCGCGCCGAGCUGGUGCCGCGCCGCGCGCACGCGCCCGUGCACCGCCUGCGCUACGUGCCGCACGAGCAGCUGCUCGUGGUGAUCGCGGGUCGCGGUCGCAACGUUCGCCUGGUUCCAAUAAGAGCGCUUGAGUGCCCCGAAGCGGAGAGCGUGAAGCUAGCCGAAGCGAAGGGAGCCGUCGAUAUAGCGGUUGGGGAACUGAACUCGUCUUCCUACGGUUUCGCCGUUGUUUGUAAACGUCAGAGCUCGUGGGCGGUGCUGGUGUACGAGAUCACGCGCACGGCGGCGCGGCGGCAGCGCGUGGCGGAGCUGCGGCCCGCCGCGCCCGUGCUGAGCGUGCAGCUGCUGCGCGGCCGCCUGCUGCUGGGCCACCGCGGCGCCUUCGUGGCGCACGCGCUGCGCCUCGAGCAGCCGCUCGCGCAGCCGCCCGUCUCGCUCGUGCACCCCGAGAACCAGGUGGGCGUGUUCCUGGCGCACUCGGGCGCGCGGCCGCUGACGGCGCGGCCGGCCGGCGGCGACUGGCUGCUCGUGUUCGGCGCGCUGGCGCUGUACGUGGACCGCGCGGGGCUGCGCGCGCGCGACACCGAGCUCAUGUACACGGCGCACCCCGUCUACCACGCAAUCAACGACACCCAUCUGUUAAUAUUCACAACAUCACACAUCGACAUUUACGAGAUCGACUCUGGAGAGUGGGUGCAGACCAUCAACCUACCGAACGCGCGUCCACUGGACGAAGCGGGCUGGGUGGUGCUGGUGGGCGGCGCGGGCGCGGGCUCCUUCCCCUUCUCCGCGGACUCCGCGCCCUACCUCGUGUACCUGCGCCCACUGCUGGGCCCCGGUCCUCUGAAUUUGGAGCUGACGUCGUACGGACCGAACAAGCGUCGGUUUUCAGUUCGGGAACAGUCACACCAAGCGAUAGAGGCCCACAACAGAUUGUCAGAACGUCGAUCCCGCCUUAUCUCCGCGCCGUCGAACUUCGCCCACGUGUCGCACAUGGGCCCGGGCGACGGCAUCCGCUCGCAGCGUCUGCUGGACCUGCCCACCACGCUGGAGACCGCCGACCGCGAACAGAUGUUUGGCAGUAGGGAUAGCAGUAAGCGAACGUCACCACUCACGAUAUCACAUCCUACUGGUUCCUACAAUGGGUCGUGGCGAACUCGAUCGCGGGAUGCGCCAUUAGAAGCUCCGCCUUCGCCGCCGCAUCGUAUGGAAAGGUCGCUGGGCGGCGGCUCGUGCGGCAGCGGCUCGGCGCUGGAGCGCUGCCUCACGCCGCUCAGCCUGGGCAGCAUGAGUAGCCUGCACGACGUGCUCAAGAUGGGCACGGACGUAGGCGACGGCGCGCAGUCCGAAGACAGCAGCGGGGCGUCACCACCGCACCCCUCGGAGCCCUGAUGAAGCCAACUGGACACGUAUUGGAAGAUCGAUAUGUCCAGAUUCUACGCGUGCUUCUGUUGAGACGGUGACCAACGUCACAGAGACUAUAACUUUCGUGAUAUGUGAAUAACAUAUGUAUAAACAUGUUUUAGCUGAGUCGAGUCCGUAUUAUAUUAUAUAACUAAUUAUAUAAACGAAUAAAUAAAAAACACUUGGACUGAACAGUGGACAAAAAGAGUGUUCCAAGUUACUCAUACUUUAUUACAUUUAUGUAAUGAAAUUGUUUGUGUAUUUUUGUUGAAGUUUACUCUUUAAGAAACUAAAAGGCCCGUGGCGUCAAAAAAGUGGGGUCUGAAAUCGUGUGAAACAGUAAUGCUGACCUCACAGAAGAACGUAUCUUGUGAGAUGAAAGACAAGAUAUAAAAACUCCAGUUACGUGGCCGAGCUGACAACCUUUUAUUGAAGUUUAUUAGUGAAUAACAUUUAAUUUAUUUAUAAUUAUUUUGUAUAAAAUUUUGAGAGGCUAUUCCGUUGUAUAUUCACUUCAACUUAGCUAAAACAUGUAGUGUUUUUUAUAUGUAUUUUACAACGACGAAUCUUCCAUGAUUACAUAUGUAUUAAGUGAAACAAUUAACGUAUUAAAAAAUAAGUUCACUAAUCUCUCUCUUAGGGCUUGUUUUACCGGUUUUGGGUAACGCUAUUUGACAGAUGACGGCAUCUAACAGAUAAAAGUUUUCAGCGUAUAACUUUUCUUUAGCAUCAAAUUUCACUAUAUUCAUGACAUAUUUCUAUUCGGAAAUGUGAACAUCUACAAGUUGUAAUUUGUCAAUUGAGCAGAAACAGUCUAUUCUAUAACUUAUUUGCAGGAAAAACUCUACCCACAACCUGUGAACUCGUCCCUGAAAGGAAAAAAAUAUAUAAAUUAGAAAGGGAUUGUUGAAUUUUCUAACAUUUCUAAUUAAAAUCAUAUUUAUAUAUUCAUUUUACGUUUUUACAAAAGUGUGAAAGUUCAUUUAAAUAUAUUCAUUGAGAAGUAUAAUUUCUCAUACAUAAAAUGUAUGAAAACAUUUUUUUUACGAUAAUUAAGAAAUUAAAACAGAUUUGUUCAUCUG
Melitaea cinxia (Glanville fritillary) is the source of this 6563-nucleotide messenger RNA. It is a transcript of the gene gek, whose product is annotated as serine/threonine-protein kinase Genghis Khan. The record is from RefSeq and is a predicted model, not a curated record. Bases 1 to 5469 code for a protein of 1822 amino acids. Gene Ontology annotation, biological process: actomyosin structure organization; peptidyl-threonine phosphorylation. The transcript is spliced from 48 exons. Gene Ontology annotation, cellular component: cytoplasm; cytoskeleton. Gene Ontology annotation, molecular function: protein serine/threonine kinase activity; ATP binding. NCBI's taxonomy places the organism in Eukaryota, Metazoa, Arthropoda, Insecta, Lepidoptera, Nymphalidae.